Molecule: messenger RNA, 4429 nt
Organism: Oryzias latipes (Japanese medaka)
Lineage: Eukaryota; Metazoa; Chordata; Actinopteri; Beloniformes; Adrianichthyidae
Product: integrin alpha-M-like
Biological process (GO): cell-cell adhesion; cell adhesion mediated by integrin; cell-matrix adhesion
Cellular component (GO): integrin complex; external side of plasma membrane
Molecular function (GO): integrin binding
Source: RefSeq, a predicted model, not a curated record
UUGCACACAUACCCAAUUUUUCUGUGUUUUUUUAAUUGGGUGAAAGAAAAGUACUGAUCUAAUAUGGAACAUGAUGGUAUUGUGACUCCACCUACAAGUUAAAGUUUCUCUGUGUGCCUGAUUUUUGCAUUUUGCUUUCAGCCUCUCUUCUGUCAGCAGAAGUGGCUCCUUCCUCAGUUUUCAAAUACAGUUGAAACGUAAUCGCUUUGCUAACUUAAAUGGAAGUUGCACAAUGGACUGGAUAAUUUUUGUAACAGUGUACUGCUCAGCAGUAAAAGUCAGUCUUAGUUCCUCUGUGGAUCCUGGGGCUUGGAAGUCUCUUAAUAAUACGGCUAAAGGUUUUGGCUACCAGGUGUCUCAAAGAAAAUCAGGCUUGCUUGUUAGCGCUCCCUUUGAACAGGUUUCAUCAACUGAAAGGGGUCAAUUAUUUAGCUGUUCGCCUGACGGUUGCGAACCUACGUCAGUUUUGGUGCCAGCAAAUGCUGUAAACCUGUCCCUUGGUUUAAAUAUGAUAAGCAAUCCUGAAGACCAGAGUACCAUGAUUUGUGGUCCUAGUGUUGCCACGGAAUGCAAACUCGUUACCUUGUACGGUGGUCUUUGCAUUGGAGUAGAUAAAAACAACAAAUUCCAACAAAAUAUUCCAGAUAAAAUGGAAGAUUGUGGUGAAAGCGACAUUGCAUUUCUACUGGAUGGCUCAGGCAGUGUACUUCCAGAAGAUUUUGUUACAGUGAAGACGUUUGUGAAAAACUUGAUGGAUUCUCUCAACCAAAAAGGCACAAAGUUUGCAAUUGCUCAGUUUGCUAAAAAAGAGCAGUUUACCAUCCAUUAUAACUUCAAUACCUUUCCCACUCAUAACUGGAAUGAGACGAUACAUGGAAUACAGCAUUUGAGAGGACACACAUAUACAGCUGCAGCCAUCAAGUCUCUUGUGGAAGAUUUGUUCACUCCUUCAGGGGGUUCCAGGCCAGAUGCAAAAAAGAUUUUGAUAGUCAUCACAGAUGGAAAGUCUUCUGACCCUGAAGAUUUACCAGCAGCAUUAGCUGAGGCUGAAAAAAAGAACAUUACUAGAUUUGCCAUUGGGGUGGGUUCAGACUUUGAGAAGACAGAAGCAAAAGAAGAACUUAAUAACAUUGCAUCUCCCCCUCCAGAAAAUCACGUGUUUCAGGUGGAAGGUUUUAAUGCUCUUGAGGAGAUGCGAAAUAACUUGGAGAUCAAAAUAUUCUCUAUUGAAGGAUCUAAAAAUGGAACAAGACUAACAACAGAAUUAUCUCAGGAGGGGUUCAGUAUGGCUUUUGUCCCCGGGGGAGUUCUGAUGGGUACUGUUGGUGCCAACGAGUGGAGGGGGGGCUACAGAGAAUACAAAUACGAUGGUAUGAUGUUAGGGUCCUAUGAGCCUAUGGAUCUGGACCAGGACAGUUACCUUGGCUACUCCAUGGUCAUUGCUAAAAACCAAAUGGAUAUACUGACCAUUUUGGGAGCGCCAAGAUAUCAACACAUAGGAGCUGUUGAUGUGGUUUUAAAAAGAAAAUUGCAAAAAAGGAUCCACCCCAAAGAGUCGCAGGUUGGACAAUACUUUGGAGCGGUGACCUGUGCCAUGGAUGUGAAUGGAGAUGAUGUCACUGAUCUGAUUCUUAUAUCUGCACCAAUGUACAAAGAAGCCGACAGAGAAGGACGAGUUUACGUUUGCACAUUGGUGGACAAGGAUGUUGACUGCCACUUUAAUACUGCGUCCUCACCAAUCGUAUUAAAAGGAGAUGUAUCUAAAGUAGCAAGGUUUGGAUCUUCUCUUGCUGUUCUGCCUGACCUCAACAUCGAUGGAUUUAAAGAUCUGGCCAUUGGAGCACCUUUGGAGGACAACGGUGAAGGCAGCGUCUACAUCUUUCUCAGCAAUUGGAGCAGAAGUAUCAAUCCAUCUUUUUCACAGAGAAUCGCUGCUUCUCAAGUGCAGUCUGGAUUGAAGUUCUUCGGCAUCUCUAUCAGUCAGCAGUCUUUCGAUCAGAAUGGGGAUGGAUUGCCUGAUUUAGCGGUGGGGUCAAAGGGCACAGUUGUUUUACUCAGAUCCAUGCCGGUUGUGAAUGUAAAGGCAGAGGUUUCUUUCAGCCCAAUCAAAAUCCCAGUUCUAUCUGAUGACUGCUCCACGCCACUAAAUAGCAUUUUCAAAGUCUGUUUUACCAUGACAAAUGUUUCUGCAGUUACCACAGCUAAGGCACUGAUUAAUUACAACUUAACAUUGGAUUCCAACCGGAAGGUUCCAAACAACCGCGCGUACGUUCAUGAGAAGGAACAACGAAACCAUUUAUCUGGAUCAGUGAAUUUAGACCUAUCAAAACCAGAAUGCACUGAUCUGCAUGUCUUUAUCAAGCCUUGUCCAGAAGAUGUUCUUAAUCCACUUUGGAAUGAGCUCCAAUUUACCUAUCAUGGUUUGGAGUCUGAAACAAAUCUUAAACCAACUCUGAACAAAAGUAUUCAAACUACUACACGUCACAAAUUGGAGUUUGAGCAAAACUGUGGGGAAGAUAAAGAAUGUGUGGACAACCUUAAAGUGGAUUUUGAUUUCAGCUCGUCGUUUGUAAAAGUGGGCAUUGAUGAACUUCUGAAUAUAACUGUAUCACUGGAGAACAGAGGGGAAAACUCGAACAACACCCAAGUUAUUCUCACUUAUCCAGCUAGAAUCUCCUACAGGAUGUCCACAGCCCUGAAGGGAAGAAUUGAGUGCAAAUCAUCAGACAGUGAGGGUGGUGUAACUCGGGGAAUCACCAUUUGCACUGUUAACAAACCUAUUUUCCAGGACAAGGCUGUAUUUAAUGUGUCCUAUGGGAUUGGAACCAACAGUCAACUUGGCAGAAGGAUCUUUGUCACAGCCAACGCCACCAGUGGGAAUCAAGAGCAUUCAAAUUCAAGUGAACUCUACAGGAAGAAAGAGAUUGGUGUGAAGUACAGCAUACUGGUUACAUUUGACAGCUCCUCUACCUACAGCAAUUUCACGUUUGGAAAAAAAAAUGAACCCAAACCAUUCAACCAGUCAAUAGUGGUCACAAACAAUUACAGAGACUUAAAUCUGACUGUUGUCCUCAAGAUUCCUGUAAAGGUUGGCGAACAAGACAUUUGGACUGACUCACAGAGUCUGCAGAUUCCACAUUGUGAAAAGGGAAAAGAAGAAGAGCCUGCUAUCAGUGAUUUUGUUGCGCAGAUAAAGAAACACAAGCGAGUGAACUGCUCUGUGGCCACAUGCUCGGUCUUCAAGUGCAAUGCAUUCAUGAAGAAAACUGAUAAAAGGAUGUUUACCAUCUCUGCCAGUCUCAGUUCAGGGUGGAUAGAUCAGAUUGGACUUCCAGAUGCCAAAUUCCUAUUGAACAGCGUGGCCAUUCUGGAAUACGACAAAGAUGCGUUUGUCUUAAGAACAAAGUCUUUUGCUCGCGAGAUUGAAGCAGAAGUAGAGGUUUAUUCUGAACCAAACUUCAUUAAGGAGAUUAUUGGAGGAUCUCUGGGAGGUUUCUUUUUUCUGAUUUUGGUCACAGUCGGCUUGUAUAAGGUGGGAUUUUUCAAGAGAAAAUACAAUGGAAUGACUGAGGAAUCAGCAGCGUUAAACGAAUAAGCUCCAGCAGAGGGGACAACUUUCAUAUCAUCAACGAUUUCUGUCACUUUAAGCUCUUAUUUUGAAAUCUGGCAAAGUAAGUUCUGUAAAUCAGUUAUUUUUAAAGUUUUGGUGAAUAUUACAUGUGGGUCCAGAAUAUAAAGAAAAAAAAGUUCACAUGUAAAUUUAAAAAAGUAUUCGAUUUAAAAAAAAACAACUCAUUUUAUGACAUCUUAAAGUGUAAAUAUUUUUUCAUCUAUAAUCAGCAAAAACAUUUCAUCUGUCCAGAGAAACAAAUAGGGCAUAAAUAUAGAGUUUUUAUAACUGCACGGUUGGUGAAAAGUUGGUGUAAAGUGUUGGUGUAAAGUGGUGUAAAGUUAUAAACCUAAGGUCAUUAUCACUUUGUAAAUAUCUGUACUACAAAACGUUUAUUUGUGUAUGACUGAAAUAAAACAUUGGAAUACUCAAGAAUAAUAGUGAUUUAUAUAUAUAUAUAUGUUGAUGUAAAGAGGCUAGAUUUUCUUUCUAUGAAUGUCAUAGGGACUAUGAGAUUGAUGUAUUUUCUGGUGUGGAGCAGGCGGUGUAAAGAAAGAGACAGAAGUGUGGUCUUCAUUGUUGCUUUUUAAAGAUGUUUUUGCAGCAGAGACUCAAGAUCUAUAUAAGUCUACAUCAACUUACGUUUGCAGUGAAACCUGAGACCAAGAUGAGCAUUUUUCAAUGAAAAGUAAAAUUUGCUAAUGUCAAAAAAAUGUAAACUGUUUUUUUUCCUUGUGUUCAUCUGUUAAUUUGUUAAGUGAUGUUAAUUCACACUAUUUAACUUGUUCAUAACAACGCCCAAUAAAAUAAGAGAAGUAA